AUGGCCGCCAUCUUGCACCUGCAGGCAAUCAUGCUACUGUUUGUACUGCCACCGACACGGGUCUCGGCUCAAGAGCAGCAGCCGCCCCCACCACAGGUCGUGCGGCCGGACUGCCGCAACAAGUGCGGCAACAUCACCAUCCCUUACCCCUUCGGCAUCGGCGCCAGUUGUUUCCGCAAUGACAGCCGAGGGGGCUUUGAGCUUGAGUGUGACGACUCCUUCCCGACCCCACGGCUCGCAGUCACCGGCUAUGGCGUCCAGAUCACUAGCCUGUCAAUCACCACCGGCGAGGCCUGGGCAUACAUCAACGCGACACGCCACUGCUACGACAGCAAAGGGGUCAUCAUUAACCAGACCGGCACAUCAGUGCCUCUUUUCGGAAGCCACUACCUCUUCUCCCAGGCCAGGAACCGCCUCGUCGCGCUGGGCUGCCCCAACCUUGGCUAUUUCGUCGACACCGCCGGCUACUACGUCAGUGGCUGCAUGUCCGUGUGCCGGCCGUCACGGUUCACCAAACCGGGAUCCUGCACGGGUGUCGCCUGCUGCCAGAGCACCAUACCCGCCGCCGUGGACUAUUACGAGCCAUACAUGCUCGAAUUCCCGAAGCGGGUGGGGGACCCAAUCUUCUACAGCAACAGCACAACUUGCCGGUACGUGUUCCUGGUGGAGACCGACUGGUUGAAUACCACAUAUGAGGGCGGUGACGGCGAGUACAUUAACCGGACCGACAACUUUGCCGUGCCCGUCGUGCUCGACUGGGCUGUCCGGAAUGUCGGCAACUGCAGCACUGCCAAGCGCAACGCAGCGGACUUUGCCUGUCGGAGUGCUUGCAGCGAGUGCGCCGACACCACCAACGGCCCCGGGUACUACUGCAACUGCUCCAAGGGCUACAACGGCAACCCCUACCUCGACGGUGGAUGCAGCGACAUUGACGAGUGCCAACUCAAAGAAGAACAUCCAUGCUACGGAGUCUGCACAAAUACGCCGGGAAGUUACACUUGUCAAUGCCCUCCUGGAACUAGUGGAGAUGCCACCAUCAAGAAUGGUUGCCGGCCAAAGGACAAUUUCUCGUUAGCCCUGAAAGUGGUUACAGGAGUCAGCGUUGGAGUGUUCUUGCCUGUGUUCAUGUGCUUCUGGCUCUACCUGGGGAUCCAGAAGAGGAACCUUAUCAGAACAAAGCAGAAGUUCUUCGAGCUAAACGGAGGCUUUUUCCUGCAACAGCAGAUGCGUGCCUACAAUGUCACUGGCACCCAUGCUGGAGGUUUCAAGAUCUUCUCCGAGGAAGAGCUCGAGAAGUCUACUAACAACUUUGCUGCUGACUUUGUUCUUGGCCGUGGCGGGCACGGCAUUGUCUACAAGGGUGUCCUUGAGGACAAGACAGUGGUGGCGAUCAAGAAGUCAAAGAUGAUGGAAAAGGCUCAGACCAAGGAAUUUGCAAGUGAGAUGUUCAUCCUCUCCCAGAUUAACCACAGGAAUGUCGUCAAGCUGCUCGGAUGCUGCCUUGAAGUAGAAGUGCCCAUGUUGGUCUACGAGUUUGUCUCAAAUGGCACCCUCUACCACUACAUCCACAGCAAGAACCUCAAAGCUGACACAGCCUUCAGUACCUUUCUCCGGAUAGCAGUAGAGUCAGCCGAGGCACUGGCAUACAUGCACUCUUCGGCCUCACCGUCAAUCCUCCAUGGUGACAUCAAGACAGCGAACAUUUUGUUGGAUGACAAGCUCACUGCAAAAGUUUCAGAUUUCGGAGCAUCAAAACUGGCACCAGGUGAUGAGGCCAAGAUGGCAACAUUAGUGCAAGGAACUUGCGGAUACCUUGACCCAGAAUACUUAAUGACAUGCCGGCUGACAGAUAAGAGCGACGUAUACAGCUUUGGUGUCGUCCUAUUGGAGCUUCUGACAAGGAGGAAGGCGCUGUAUUUGGACGGGCCAGAAGAAGAAAAAAGUCUUGUUUUAUGCUUCAUGAUGGCAGUGAAGUCAGGCCAGCACCAAGAGCUUCUGGACAGCCAAAUGAGGGAUGAGAUGAAAAUUGAAGCGCUCGAAGAGAUCACGCACCUCGUGAUGAGAUGCUUGAACAUGAGUGGGGAGAAUAGACCAACGAUGAAGGAGGUUGCAGAGAGGCUGGAGAUGCUGAGGAGAUGUCAGCACCAUCCAUGGGGUCAAGAGGACGCCAAUCCAGAGGAGGGGCAAAGGUUGCUUUCCAUGGAACAACAGAAUGUGAAUUACAUGUUCACACAGGAUAACGUCCUUGAUUUUGAAGGAAGUAGUACAUACAGCUUUAGCUCGUAGGUUGAAACAUUGUGCCAUUCUUUCUGCAUAUCCUUUCAGAUAUGAAUUCUUUGGGAUGUAAGGAAACAAAUGCACAUAUGACAGUUGCAGAAAACUGAACACAGACAAAGCUCUAAAGUUCAUACCGAUUGUAUAACUCCACAAAAUUGUAUGCAUAUAUUUAAGGGAUUAUAGAAAUAAUCUAAGCCAAUAAAAUGUUAUUAUAC
Molecule: messenger RNA, 2492 nt
Organism: Brachypodium distachyon (stiff brome)
Lineage: Eukaryota; Viridiplantae; Streptophyta; Magnoliopsida; Poales; Poaceae
Product: wall-associated receptor kinase 1
Exons: 3
Coding region: 1-2286 (761 amino acids)
Biological process (GO): cell surface receptor signaling pathway; protein phosphorylation
Cellular component (GO): plasma membrane
Molecular function (GO): ATP binding; protein serine/threonine kinase activity; calcium ion binding
Source: RefSeq, a predicted model, not a curated record